AAAAAAAAAAUCCUUCAUCUUUGUCUUAUCCACAAACUAUAAACUAAACAAACAUAAUUGUUCAGAGUAGCAAGCAAGCCAAUACAAUUGUCAAAGAAAACCAAACACGAAAUCAAAUCAAACCAAAACUAACAAAAAAACCAAACAAUAACCUUAAAAGAAAACCAUAACCUUAAAAGAAACAAAUACACACUCAACUGAAAUCCAUGGCAGUUUAGUUCCUUCUGCAGUUUUGAUCAGUUAUGGAUUUGGUGGGACCCACAAUGACCAGAUUGGUCGGGGAUUACAUACUGGGUCCUCGUAUCGGUUCAGGUUCAUUUGCAGUGGUGUGGCGUUCACGUCAUCGAAAUUCAGGUUUGGAGGUAGCAAUUAAGGAAAUUGAUAAGACCCAAUUGAGUUCUAAAGUUAGAGAUAAUCUCAUCAAAGAGAUUUCUAUUCUUAGUACUAUUCAUCAUCCUAAUAUCAUUCAACUCUUUGAAGCUAUUCAGACGAAUGAUAGGAUUUAUCUUGUUUUGGAGUAUUGUGGUGGAGGGGAUCUUUCUGCUUAUAUUCAGCGAUAUGGGAGAGUUUCUGAAUCUGUUGCUAGACAUUUCAUGAGGCAGUUGGCUGCCGGUUUGCAGGUGCUUCAAGAAAAGAACCUCAUACAUAGAGAUUUAAAACCACAGAACUUACUAUUGGCAACUACUUCAGCUACACCACUUAUGAAAAUAGGAGAUUUUGGUUUUGCACGGUCUCUCACACCUCUGCAGUUGGCAGAUACACUAUGUGGUUCACCUUAUUACAUGGCUCCUGAGAUAAUUCAGAGUCAGAAGUAUGAUGCAAAGGCUGAUUUGUGGAGUGUUGGUGCAAUAUUGUAUCAGCUAGUUGUUGGGAAACCUCCAUUUGAUGGAAAUAGUCAAUUGCAGCUUUUUCAAAAUAUAUUGGCAUCUACUGAACUGUACUUUCCACCAACGAUUUUAAAAGAGCUACAUCCUGAUUGCGUGGAUCUUUGCAGAAGCCUUUUACGUCGAGAUCCAGAUGAGAGAUUAACAUUCAAGGCAUUCUUCAGUCACAACUUCCUACAGGAACACAGGUCCAUCGUGAAUAUCGAGCAGUUUCAUUCACAUCAAUCAGAUAGCUCAAUGGUUAAUCAAUUAGUUGGCUCUGCAUUCGAGAAGGAGUCUCAAUCACAUUCCAAGUAUCAUGUUGAGUCAUUUGUAGAUGAUCCAGUGGCAGUCAGUUCAGCGGUCAAUGAAACCAUGCUUUUGCAAAGAAAGGGUGGCAAGAGCACAACUGACACCCAGAGUGCUAAAGGGUUGAAUCCAACUAAUGCACACGAUAAGCCGGGGAAGUCCAUUGAUGUUGAUAUUAAUUUGUCAAACCAAGCUCGAGUUUCACAUUUAAUGGAGUCCAUUGAGAAAGGUUAUGUCCUCAUCAAUCCUCAUUUUACAUCAUCGGAGGAUUUCUCUGACUACUUUGAGGCAUCUGCAUCUGUGCAAGAUAAUCCCUCAAGUGGCGUUUCUAUCUGUCCUUUAAAGGGGACUUCUAACCUAGACAUUGGAAAGCAAACUAAGGAUCCGUCGUCUUCUUCAACUGAUGGGUUAAACAAUUUUAAAAGCAAUGAACUCGAUGCAUUUGUAGCAUCAUGUGAAUUUUCUACGGUAAGGAAAGAGCGGGAAUUUUCUUUACUGUACCCUUCAAACAGGUUAGAGAUGCUGGAUCAGUAUGUGCAAGUCCUUGGUGAACUUUCGCAAGAAAAGUAUAACACGGGAUUAUAUCUAGAAUCGCUUGCGGUUGAGUUGGUGGUUUUGGCUAUAUGGAAGAAAGCUCUAGACAUCUGUAGCACUUGGUCGGUCCCCAUAUCCGAGGGUGAGUUGAAUGGAAGAAGUUCAAUUAACGAGUCCAUAAUUGCCAGUGGAGACGCGAGCUUAUCACAGACUAUGGAACAGAAAAUAAAUUUUAGUGACCAUUCUUCCGUCUCUUUGUGGGCCAAACAUGGAUUUGUCAUUGCAGUCAAUCGUGCUGAGAAACUAUCAUGUCAUAUUCAAAAUAUGGAUGGUGCAGUUGAGAUGCCAGAUGCAAUGGACAUUAUAUUCCAACAAGCACUCCUUGUUGGGACAAAUGCUGCUGUAGAUGAGUAUAUGAAUAACAAAGAUAAGUCUGCUGAAUCUUACUCAAAAGCAAUGCUUCUACUUUCAUUUAUUGUGGGAGAAGCAGAGAACCUUCCACUGAAUCCUCCAUUUUCACUUCUUGCUGAUGAUCAGAAGCGAAUCGUGCAAUAUAUUUGCAACUUGCAGUUUCACAAAAAAUCUUUGACAGAAUCUGCUUCAAGGGAAUCCCAUACUCUUCCGUGAACGUAAAUAAAAAAUAACUGGUUUGUAUAUACAUAAUGUUCUUUGCAUCACAACUUUUGGAAUUGGCGAAGCAGUUUAUUGCCAACUUAUAUGUCGACUUCCUAUUAAUGUGGACAGUGACAACCUUUGACAGAUGCAAUAUUGUAUAUAGAUAUAGACAUACAUAACCACUUGCCAGGACUUUGUAGAGGGACCUUGCCGUUAUUGAAUGAUUUUAUGUAAAUAAUAAUCAUGUUCAUUCUUUGACAUGGAAUUCGCAAAUAGUGUACUGUAUAGCUCAGUUCUACAAUUUUGAAAAAUAGUAUGUUCAUAUCUAA
Messenger RNA from Medicago truncatula (barrel medic), 2650 nucleotides. RefSeq names its product serine/threonine-protein kinase ATG1a. Gene Ontology annotation, cellular component: phagophore assembly site; autophagosome; membrane. Gene Ontology annotation, molecular function: protein serine/threonine kinase activity; ATP binding. Lineage: Eukaryota; Viridiplantae; Streptophyta; Magnoliopsida; Fabales; Fabaceae. The coding region runs from base 243 to 2333 and encodes 696 amino acids. The transcript is spliced from 13 exons. The record is from RefSeq and is a predicted model, not a curated record. Gene Ontology annotation, biological process: autophagosome assembly; peptidyl-serine phosphorylation; protein autophosphorylation.